Naegleria lovaniensis is the source of this 5445-nucleotide messenger RNA. RefSeq lists its product as uncharacterized. The coding region runs from base 1 to 5445 and encodes 1814 amino acids. The transcript is spliced from 3 exons. NCBI's taxonomy places the organism in Eukaryota, Heterolobosea, Eutetramitea, Acrasida, Naegleriidae. The record is from RefSeq and is a predicted model, not a curated record.
AUGUCAGUCAAUGGAGAAGCAUUCUCCAAAGUAGAUCUUUCUUUUAUUGAGGAAAUCGAUGAAACGGAUACUCUAGGAUUCCGAGCACUUUCUACGGACGUACUUCUUUUUGAACAUGAAGCUGCACACUCCUUACUCACCCAACCAUCCAUCAUUUCUCGUGAAUUAUUUACCAUCUCUAAUACUCUUGGACUUUUUGCCUAUGUAAGCGAUAAAGGAGUUCAUAUUUCAUCACUUACAUUGGCACACAAACACCUACAAAAACCAUCUUCCAAUCAAUCUUUAUAUUGCUAUGAUACAAAAUCUAUUACUCCUAAUAUGAUUAAAUUCUCUGAAGAUGGAAUGUUUUUAAUGAUUGCAUUACAAAAAGAAUUGAUCAUCAUUGAAAUGAUCAUUCCCGACAAGUUUGAGAAGACUCUCUACUUUAACAUUCAUAAACACACUCUAGAACAAGAUAUAUUUGAAUUUGAUGCAUCGAAGCCUUCUAAAUUAUUUAUCGUAACCUCUGAUGAAAGAUGUAUAUAUUUAGAUUAUUCUAAUUUAAGUGACUUGAAGUGCACUACAUUGAAAUGCAUUGACAAGGUAUCUACUGUGAGCUCAAAUUCUAAAGUAAUACAUCAGUCAAGAUUAUUAGUAGGAACAAAAAACGGAUGUAUAUGCUUAGUGGAUUUUAAAUCAGAUCAACUCUUAGCAAAAUGUCAAAUCAAUGAGCAAGAGAAUCAACAAAUCUAUUCAUUGAAUUGGUUUGAUGAUGAGCAUGCUUGUUGUUCAUUGGUCGAUAAUUCUUCAUUUUUAGAAUUUUGUAUCUUUACUUUGGAUACAGAGAAUUACAAUCAAUCAUUUGUUACCAAUUUGGUAAAUUCAGAUACAUUCUAUGCCAAUGAAGGAAGAGAAGAUCCAAGUUGUAGAAUUCACUCCUACUAUCUCUCUCAUUGGAAAGUAUUACUUGCUACAUCAAGCUCUGAUUUUAAAAUUGCAUUAUUUACAAAAAACUCUGUGAACAAUAACUUUGAAUUAGCUCCGUUGAAAUUACCAGUAGAUACUUUUCCUAGACAUGAUGAGAAGGAUGCAUUUCCAAUUGGUUUUGAUAUUGAUCUAUGUUAUACAAAGACUGUACCUAAUAUUAGAGAAAAGUCUGAAGAAGAUCAUCCACCACCACCUUUGGUUCAUGUGUAUUUAACCUCAGGUGAGCAUGUCAUUUAUUACUUGGCUAAAUUUGGAGAAACAACAGCAUAUCCCAAUGAUUAUAAGAAUGAUAAGGUGAAUAUUGAACAAAUUAGUGAAUUGAUACCAUUCGAAGAAAAGCCCAAACCUGUGAUGACAUUAACACAACCACCUCUCAAUCAGACUGUUAAAACUGAUGAGGUCGAACCAACAGCAGUUCCCAGUAUCAACAACAUUCCCAAAAUGGCCACAACAACACCAUUCAUGCAAUCUCAACAACCCUCGUUAGGAGGUACGAGUAUGGGUAUGAAUAAUGUUCCAUUGCCUUCAUCAAAAACAUUUUCUCAACAACCAUCCGCACCAUUCAUGGAGAAACCUCAUACCAAGUUUCCAACCACCGCUAUGAAUGAACCCUCUCAACAACAGAAACAGCAAAUACCAUCUUCUUUAAAGACCAAUGAGGUAACAACAAAAUAUGAACCAUCUCAACCAAUCUCUUUAAAAACAUCUCAACAACCAUUAUUACCCUCAAAACUUCCAAAAAGCAAACCAAUACCUUCAUUGAAGAAGCCUCAACACACUCCAAAAUCCAAAGCAACCAAGCACGUACUAUCUUCACAAUUAGUAUCUUCUCGACCUUCUAUUCAGUUACAACAAGCUCCAAAAAGAAAUAUUUCAAAAGAUCUCAAAUCAACUCUUUCUGAAUAUGAAAACAAUGUGAAAAAGGAUUUGACUAGAAUUAAAUCAAAGGCAUCUACAUCUCAAAUCGAUAAGAAAAUUUUGGAAUUUAUUAAUCGAAUGAUUGAAGAUAGUCAUUCCAAGAUGAAAAGAUUCCAAUCACUGAUUGCAAACAUUUCAGCCAUUGAAGAACAUGCUGAUAAUGACUAUAAUUUCACGAGUGAAGAUUUGAGAGUCAUGAAAAGUAAUUUAGAGAACAUUUCAAAGAAUCUCAUCAAGAAGGAUGAUUACCAUACUCUCUCUCAGAAAGUCUCACAAUUAUUGGAUAAACAUGUCAAAGAACGUGCAUUGGCAUCCUUUUUAGACCUUGAAGUUAAAUCAAGAAUGACUUUAAACAAUUCUUCACAACAACAAUUGAAUGGUUCAAGAACUUUCUCAUGUACUCAACACAAGGCUCACGCUGUUAUGGCUAGAGGUCUCGAUGAAAAUGCUCAAACUCUCAAAGAUAUGAUUGAUCAAAAGUAUUCCAAUGUCUUGUUGAAUAUUGAUAACUUACAACAAGUCAUUUUGAAAAAGAAACAUGUGCCAAUGAAAAAGCUUCCCACUUUAUUGUGCCUUCAAGAUACAUUGAAUAUUCAGAGAGCAAAGGCUAUUGAAUGCAGAGAGCGAGUAUUACAAUUGUUGGAAAAGAGAAGAAAAUUAUCCAUUCAUUUCACCACUCCUCAUGAACAACAAGGUAACCACAUGAACUCUUCUCUAAUGAUGGCAGUAGCGAAAAAAACACGUCGUCAUCAUGCGUUACUUUCAAGACCUUCAACGAGUACGAGCACAUCAAGAUUUGAUCGUUUAAAACAAUUGUUGAAUCAGAGAAAGGCUGACACCAAUGUCAAACCAAUGCAAGAAGAAGAAGCUGAAGAAGAGAAUGAAGAGGAGGAUAGCGAUGAAGAGGACAAUGAAGAGGAAGUAGACUUUUCAGAGGAUCGCAUUGAAAAGAGUCAAAGAGACGACGCCAUGAGAAAGAUUUCGAAUGGUACUACUCCAUUCAUUCCACCGACCAGCUCUUCUCUUCACAAAGAUUUUAUGAAAACCACUACAUUACCUCCUUCUCAAAAACCAUUGUUUGGAGUAAUAACAGCUCCUCAACCCUCAAUGCUCAAUGCUACUUCUACGACUCCUCCUAUCACUACAGCAGGUGUUAAGCAACCAACUGCAAUGAGCACUACUAUGGGAACAACCACUACUACUACUACUACUCCUAUCAAUAAUAAUGCAAUUCAACCUAACAUGCUUGCAUCAAAACCAUCAUCCUCGUUUUCAAACAUGCCAUUUACCAGUUCUAAUACAAUGACUUCAACAGGUGGUGCCAUUCCAUUUAAUUUUGGAAAAGAUAAGACACAACCUGUGAGCAUGAGUAACAACAGUACUCUGAGUGACACCACAUCUACCACCUUGACACGACCUCAGCAAACAAAACCUGUGACUAUGGCUACCAGUAGUGAGAGUUCCCAAGGGAAUAGUGUUGGGCUACAAUCGACCUCAACUACAAGUUUACCUACAGACACUAAAAAGGAUGAAAAGAAUAGUCAAAGCGCAGAAUCAACCACAGGUGUUACUACUAGUACAACCAGUAGUAGUGGUUCCUCCUCCACUCUUCCAAAACCAUUUACUAGUAGUAUUGCUGUCCCAACAAGUGCUGCAACUGCUAUUUCUGCUACUAGUACUCCAAGUGCUGCUACUACGAAUACCACAAAUACAUCAAGUGCUGCUACUACGAAUACUACGAACACACAAUCCUCACUCGCACAAGGCACCAAUAAUCCAUUUACAUUUGCAUUGAACAAGAGUGAUACUUCUACUACUCCAAAAGAUGUCUCAUCCAUCUUUCCUUCAUCCCUUUCAUCAUGGAAUACAAACUCUUUCGCAGCCACCACAACACCACCCUCUGCAAACAGCACUAUAGAAAAGAAUACAACCAACCAAAUUGGUAGUGGCAAAUUCUUUGAAGCACCACCUUCCAGUAGUACUGAUUCUUCUAAAUCCAUGAUACUCGGUUCUACGACCUCUGCCAAUAAGACAGGUCCGAUUAUUAUUGGGUUGAGCAAUCCAACAAAUGACAACACCAACACUGGUACCAACAACACGAGUACUACUACUACUACUACCACAGCCAUGACUCAACCUCCUCUCUCCUCCUCCUCCUCCUCCUCAACGAGCAUGGCUAAAGAUACUCUUAGCAAGACAUCUGAGGCUAUUCCAUCAACCACAACAUCAACGACGACCAACACUUCUUCUAUUGAUGUUGUCAAUAAGGAACAAGAAAGUAAGGCUUCGAUUGACUCGAUCAGUAGCAAUUCUGCCAAUGUGAUCAAUCCGAAUGAAAAAUCUUCAUCUGCUGGCCAAUCAGAGAGUCUCCAACCAACUCUAAAGAUUGGAGGAGAGAAAAAGGAAGAUACCUCAACAACAACCACACCCUCAACAGUACCUACAAGCUCUGCAACAACAGCUCAUCCUACUGCAGUACAAGGUACUAUUACUAGUGGUAUUGGCAUUGGUACUGGUUCAUCAUCAACACCGUUAUCAUCAUCGACAACAACACCCAUGACACAAUCCAAUACUACUACUACCACAACUACUACAACACCCACGACAACGGCAAGUCCAUUCCCAACCACAAGUAUGACUGGAUUAGCUCCAACUCUACCCUUGUCAAAAGCUGCAACAUCAUCUUCUCUUCAACAAGCUGCUACAACAUCCAAAGUACAAGAUGAAAAUGAUAUGGAUGAAGACAUGAGUGGAGGAGAUGUUGGUGGAUUGAACUCACUCUCGUUGGGAGGAAAUUCCUCAGUCAGCACUACUACUAGUUUACCAUUCAAUACUUCUUCAUUUUCGAAUACCAUGAGUGGUUUCAAUAUGGGAUCCUCUCAACAACAAGCUAAAAGUUCCAUUUCCAGUGCAUUCCCUACAAGUACUAGUAGUAGUAGCAAUCCAUCAUCAUCCAUGACGAGUAGCGGUUCGAGCUUUUUUGAACCUCCAAGUACUCAAAAUGCACCCUUCUCCAAUCCAUCCAUUUCAAACACACCCUUCUCAUUUACAUCAUCCAAUAACUCAUUUGGAUCAGGUGGUACAUUUUCAUUCAAUUCAGGAAGAAACACAACAGGUGGUCAAGGAGGAUUUGGCUCUGGUUCAUUUGCCAAUACGACUACUUCUUCAUUCCAAUCAGAUACAAGCAAAACAGGAGGUGCUGCAUUUGGUCAAUCAGGAUUUGGAUCCAAGUCAGUGAUGGGUGGUACAAGUGCACAACCUUCAGCAAUGCCAGCAACAGUGGGUGGUUUUGGUCAAACAACAGGAGGAUUUACAACAUUUUCAAAUCCACCUUCUGGAUCGAGUGCAUUUAGUGCAUUGAGUUCCAAUAGCAACACUGGUUCAAGUCCUUUCAGUACCAUGAUCAAUACAUCGUCGAGCACUCCUUCAUUCCUUCAAUCACAAACAACAUCGAAUCCAUCCUUGUUCACAAGUAAUACUGGCACUGGUGGUAGUAGUACAGGAUUUGGAAGUGGUACAUUUGGUACAUUUGGUAGUUUUGGUCAUUCCUUCCAACAAUAA